Messenger RNA from Diceros bicornis minor, 4940 nucleotides. It is a transcript of the gene CCR2, whose product is annotated as C-C motif chemokine receptor 2. Gene Ontology annotation, molecular function: C-C chemokine receptor activity. Gene Ontology annotation, biological process: positive regulation of monocyte chemotaxis; G protein-coupled receptor signaling pathway; blood vessel remodeling. Bases 327 to 1469 code for a protein of 380 amino acids. NCBI's taxonomy places the organism in Eukaryota, Metazoa, Chordata, Mammalia, Perissodactyla, Rhinocerotidae. Gene Ontology annotation, cellular component: cytoplasm; membrane. The record is from RefSeq and is a predicted model, not a curated record. The transcript is spliced from 2 exons.
AGGCACAGGAGCAGAUGUACAGGGUGUGUCUGACUCACACUCAAGGUUGCAUAAGCAAGAUUUCAAAAUUAAUGCUACUCUGGAGAGUUUAACCUAGUGUACAACGAUCCUGGCUGGAAAAGAAGAACUAUAGCAGUCUUUUUUUUUUUUUUUCUUCAAAUCUUUACCAUUACUUGCCUUUGUAUCUCCGCCUUCUCUUUCUGCAGGAAACUUUAUUUCCUACUUCUGCACACCAAGUUUCUACCUCCAGAUCUGUUCGGUUCAGUUGCUGAGAAGCCUGACACAACAGUGCCACUUGGAAGAAGCCAUCCAUCGGACAGAGAAAAAUGGAUGGCAAUGUCACGUUUCCCCAGCUCAGCCACAACAUGCUGUUCACAUCUCAUUCUCCGCUUACAACGAGUAUCGAGGGGAAAGUUGGAGAAUCCACCACUAGUUAUGACUAUGAUUACAGUGAACCCUGCCAAAAGGUCGACGUGAAACAAAUUGCAGCCGGCCUCCUGCCCCCGCUCUACUCGCUGGUGUUCAUCUCUGGUUUUGUGGGCAACAUGCUGGUUGUCCUCAUCCUCAUAAACUGCAAAAAGCUGAAGAGCAUGACUGACAUCUACCUGCUCAACUUGGCCAUCUCUGACCUGCUUUUUCUUCUUACUUUCCCACUCUGGACUCAUUAUGUUAUAAAUGGGUGGGUCUUGGGAGAUGGGAUGUGUAAGUUAUUCACAGGACUGUAUCACGUUGGUUAUUUUGGCGGAAUCUUCUUCAUCAUCCUCCUGACAAUCGAUAGGUACCUGGCUAUCGUCCAUGCUGUGUUUGCUUUAAAAGCCAGGACGGUCACCUUUGGGGUGAUGACAAGUGGAGUCACUUGGGUGGUGGCUGUUUUUGCCUCUCUCCCAGGAAUCAUCUUUACCAAAUCCCAAAAAGAAGACUUCUUGGGAUCUGAUAAAGAUUCUGGUUACUCCUGUGGCCCUUAUUUUCCACCAAGAUGGAAGGAUUUCCAUACUAUAAUGAGGAGCAUCUUGGGGCUGGUCCUGCCACUGCUGGUCAUGAUCAUCUGCUACUCAGGAAUCCUAAAAACCCUACUUCGGUGUCGCAACGAGAAGAAGAAGCACAAGGCCGUGAGGCUCAUUUUCGUGAUCAUGAUUGUUUAUUUUCUUUUCUGGGCUCCCUACAGCAUCGUCCUUAUCCUGAGCACCUUCCAGGAAUUCUUUGACCUAAGUAACUGUGAGAGCACUGGUCGGCUGGACCGAGCCAUGCAGGUGACGGAGACUCUUGGGAUGACGCACUGCUGCAUCAACCCCAUCAUCUACGCCUUCGUCGGCGAGAAGUUCAGAAGAUAUCUCUCCGUGUUUUUCCGAAAGCACAUUGCCAAACAUCUCUGCAAACAAUGCCCAGUUUUCUAUAGGGAGACAGCGGAUCGAGUGAGUUCAACAUACACCCCUUCCACUGGGGAGCAGGAAGUCUCGGCUGGUUUGUAAAUGAGCAGCAGUUUGCUUAUUUUUAAAGGGUGAUAACAAUCUACAUAUGAUCGUACACCUCAAGGUUUGUUGAAGAAAAGAGGCCUGUAAGUCUCGAAAGCAAGUGCCCAGGAACCUCAGGGCUGUGUGUACCAAGACAGACUUAUGUCACUCCUUGGAUAGCCAAGGUAUGCUCAGGGAACAUUCCAGAACAACUGUGGGUGGAGACGUUAACUCUCCCGCCCCUCAUCUCAAUUCCUGGAAAAUGCCUCAUCGCGUUGUGCUAAUGCUCUUUUUCCAGUCUUCUCCAUGUCUUCGUUCACUCUCUGAUUCUGUCAAUCUCUUGUAAUCAGUGGCCCAGCUGGAGGUGGGGAAGAGAGCAAGACAGGCAUGGGUGAACGAAAUGAGGCUGCAUGGGUUCAGGGCCGAGUGUAAGGAGGAGGGAGACCUGAGCACAGCUGAGCCUGAAUGAGGAUGAAGGUAAGGGGUUCCCUCAUCCAGCCAGGAAAUAAAUCUCCCACCCGUGUUUGACUUUGAAGGCUUCACCAGGUCAUGGAGAGCCUUGGAACUGCAAUAACUUUCUGUGAGCUUUGGUUGGGUCCAUGAUCCCCUUCUCCGUACAUGCAUGACACAUGUUUGCUUUAUUAUGGUUUAUCUACGACAACCAUGCACCCCACAUUUGAAGUCUAUUAAAUAUCAUGCCCUAUUUUUCACAUGCUUCUUAGGCCACAUUCCCCUAUAUAAAAAUUUGUAAAAAUUUUUGUUUAUAAAACAUGCAUCAUCUAUAACGAGAUGAAAAAUAAAAGCCCUUGUUUGGUCCUUCCAGGAAAAGGGGAGAGUUGGAGGUUGUGAUUUUGAGAAAGAGUGGGGACUAAUGAGUUCCUCCACCAGGAGUGGAGGGGCCUUAGCAAGAGCACAGGAGGAUGUGUGAGACCAUUAUGUUUCCAGAAUCAGCUCAGAGGAGAGGUCAGCAUGGGUGCACCAGAACCUGUGGAGGCCUUGCGUAUCAGAUCUGACCGUGUGCAUGUGCGUGUGCGUGUGUGUGUGCGCGCGUGCGCGUUUCCUGUUGCCUUUCCCUGCCUCCCUGCGGCCCUUGCUCCAUCUGUUUGCCCACAGCCUUUACCAAACAAGUCUCGCCUGUCGUAGUGUCCUCCUCCAAAAACCAGUUUGUGGAUGUCCAGGAGAGCGGAGUUGCGGAGAAUGUGAAGGAAACGGUGCAACAAGCGCCUUUGUUGGGCCCAGGAGAGGGAAAACAAUGGGUGGGGCUCUGGGGUGUGUCCUCAGGGCAGAGAAGGGGCCUGCGAGGUGACAGAGACCCCUGCCUUGGAAAUCACACAUCCAGCCUGUGAUCUCGGGGUCUAAGUUACCAGGCAGCGUGGGCCUAGAUGAGAAAGACUCUAGAUGGGUUGGAAAAAACUACCUUCCAGCAGCUCAUUUUUGAAUAUAGGCAUAGAAUUCGAUAUAUUUUUUGUCAAAAUAAAAUUAAAGCUGAAAACUGCAAUUUGCAAAUGUGAUACUAUCUUUUUAAGAGUUACUAUUAUGCCAAGCCUGAAAUAGUGUAUUAGUCAUAGAGACAAUUCUGGUUUUGAGCUUCAAAUUUUGGAGCAUGUAGUCUGUUUGGGAGACUGCUGAUUCAGCAUGAGUUGUCGUUGAUCAGGGCGUUGGAGGUCUGUGGUCUAUGGGCUUGCUAGCUUAUGGUGAUGUAGCGUCUAAAUAAUAUCAUUUGGAUCACAGUGAACACUCCACAACUGUCACCUUGGCUGUGCCUUUAUUCCCUCAGACUUGCUGCCAAAAAUCUUAUUUGCAUCGUUAUGAACGCAUGGAUUUAAUGAGGUUUGGAUGCUUCAGGGCUUUGCAGAUGUCCGUAUUGAUGCUCAAAUGGCCCCGUCUGGCCUGUGGGGACUCCUGAAUCUAGCUGGCCCCCAAUCAAAGCUCGUCAGCCCUGUGUGUAGAGGAAGGGGGUUGGCUCACGCAAGUAAGCAAAGACUUUUGUCUUGCUUGAGCCAAGUUAAGAACGUUGGGGCUGGCCCGGUGGCAUAGUGGUAAAGUUUGAGCACUCCGCUUUGGCGGCCUGAGGUUCGCAGUUUCAAAUCCUGGGAGCAGACAGACACCCUGCCCAUCAAGCCAUGCUGUGGCAGCGUCCCACAUACAAAAUAGAGGAAGAUGGGCACAGAUGUUAGCUCAGAGCCAAUCUUCCUCAGCAAAAAAGAGGAAAAUUGGCAACAGAUGUUACCUCAGGGCCAAUCUUCCUCACCAAAAAAAAAAGAGAGAGAGAGAGAGAGAAUGUUAGGAAUGUUACCCAGUGCAUUUCUGAUCUGAUGCAAGCAAGAAACACAGGACUUCUGGAACCUGGCAACUCAGGAGCUAGAAGUUACUAUGGUUUUACUUUCUUGCUUCACGGCUAGAGAAGGUUUCAGAAAGAAGUGUGUGUGUUGGGGAUGAGGGGGGGCACGGUUCACCCUCAGAUAUUUGUGUUAUGCUAAUGAAUGCAUUAAAUUUUGUUUUGAUGAUAAUGAAAUGUAAAUAUUGUUUUUUAAAAUAGCUAUAACUUGGAAAGUGAAUCAAUGCUCUAACUAGAUUGUUUAAAAAAAAACUGUCUGAUUAGCACUCCUCAUUUCCUCUUCCCCCCAGCCUCUGGCAACCACCAUUCUAUUCUUCACAUCUAUGAGUUUGACUAUUUUAGGUACUUCGUGUAAGUGGAAUCAUGCAGUAUUUGUCCUUUGGUGACUGGUUUAUUUCACUUAGCAUGAUGUCCUCCAGCUUCGUCCAUGUUGUUGCAUAUUGCAGAAUUUCUUUCUCUUUUAAGGUUGAAUAAUGUCCCAUUGUAUAUGUACACCACAUUUUCUUUAUCCAUUUAUGAAUGUGCAUAAAAUUUCAGUUAUACAAGAUAAAUAAAUUCUAAAUAUCUGCUUUACAAUAUCAUGCCUAUAGAUAACAAUACUGUAUUGUACACUUAAAAACUUGUUACGAGGGUAGAGCUCAUGCUAAAUGUUCUUGCCACAAUGAAAGAAGACCUGCCCACUUUGUUGUACUGUGGUGUGAUAGAUUGUCUUAUUGUUCGCGACUUUUCGCUCCUUUCUGUGUGAUUACACAUGCCUGUCCUCGCCCUGUGACUUGCAGCGUGCCCUGCAAGUGACACACCCGCCCCGUCCACAGGUGGCUCAGCCUAUGGAAAAUGAGCAGAAGUGACAUCUGCCUCAUUGGAGCAGAGCAUUGAGAGUGGUUGGGCUGAGCCCCUGGCUCUCGUUGCUCAGCCACAGGAGGGCCCAGCCCAGACCACAACUCCUUCAGCCAGGCCCUGUGAGCUCUCGAGAAGACACAGAACAGAGCCAGGCCCCAGCCACAAGGCAGCCACAUGGCUCAGGAGCAAGAGGUCCAUAUUUACUGUUUUAAGUCACUGAGUUGGGGUGGUGGUGAAUGUUUGCUAAGCACAAAUGCUAAUUAAUACAUAUGGUGUAUAAUAACUUCAUAAAUAAAAUUUAGAAAAGCGUC